UAGCUGCAUGCUUUAAAUUAUUUAGCCCGCGUACGCGCAGUGCGUGAUUGUCGUCCCUCGCGGUUUGCAACCAGGUGAGCCAAAGACAAUCCCCCUAUCCCUUCGGAAGUCUCCCGUCGGACUAUCCUGAUCCUGAGAUUACCCUCGACAGACACAAUGGGUGUUCUGCUUGUCUGCCUAUGCCUCAUAGCCAUGUUCGCGCCGUGUCCCUGCAAAACUGAUAGCUGGUCCUGGAAGGACUGCUCUGGGAAAGACGAUACAAUGAAGAUACUCAAAGUUAGUCUCUCCAAGAACACUGGGGAUUUCAAUGUUUCAUACAGUCUUGAAAAAAGGGUUGUUAAUGGAAAUGUCUCAGUCAACGUUACAUAUGGCGUUGUGCCAUCAUAUUUCAACACAAUUUCUCUCUGCAAAAUAUUCAAGUGCCCAGUGGAGAAAGGAAACGGGACAUUUGCUCUCUCUAAUCCUAUUGAGCCGUACUUCCAUCCGGGAGACUACACACUCUAUGCUGUCGUGAGAAACAUGGAAAAUGCAGAGUUGGCCUGUAUCAAAGUUGAAGUAAUAAAGAAAUCCCUUUGAUUUGCCAGUUAUUUUGGAUUCUUUAGUGUAAUACGAGAGACCUUGGACCAGACUAACUGUGUGUUAUUCAUUUCACCAUGGAUUGAGUACUGCCUGUAUUAUUGCCGAGCACAUAAAAUUGCGAAGUUGCAGAGUUGGCCUGUAUCAAGGUUGAAGUAAUAAAGAAAUCCCUUUGAUUUGCCAGCUAUUUUGGAUUCUUUAGUGUAAUACGAGAGACCUUGGACCAGACUAACUGUGUGUUAUUCAUUUCACCAUGGAUUGAGUACUGCCUGUAUUAUUGCCAAGCACAUAAAAUUGUG
This is a messenger RNA of Geodia barretti, 875 nucleotides long. The record is from the annotation of a GenBank genome assembly. NCBI's taxonomy places the organism in Eukaryota, Metazoa, Porifera, Demospongiae, Tetractinellida, Geodiidae.